AUGGAGCGUACGCAGUCUGGUCUAUCCAUAUCAUCCGACACAUCUGCUGUAGACUCCCCGUGCGGCCAGGGGGGCGACUGUGGGCAUCAUGAUCACCCGCCGCUACUCAGUGAUCUCGCUGCCGCCCGACUUGUGCGGAAGCAUGUUGCUGAUAUCCGCCGGCGGAGGCAUCGAGACUCACAGCACGGCCGCAUUCUCAAAGCCUUGAUCAACCCCAAGUCUAGGGAGGCAGAUUUCCCACUCGACAACGACGCCCUCCGGAGCAUCUUCUCUGCCGCAAACGAGCUCUUCUUCGCGAAUAGGCUGUCACAAAGAGUCACAUGGGACUGGAGCCACCCGGCUAGUCCACAAUACGAGAGCCAUAUUGUCGGCACGACCGCUCUACGCCGAAGCAUUCGUCUAGGAGGGUAUGAGACCCUCAUCGUGUUAUCAUCGCCAAUCCUCAAAGACACAAAAUACAACCGCCGUCUUCUCAUCUCUACCUUCUUACACGAAAUGAUUCACAGCUUCUUGUUCAUCACGUGCGGCAUCAAAGCUCGACACCACGGCGGCCAUACGGAAGGGUUCCGCCAGAUCGCUGAAAUAAUCGAUGACUGGGUUGGGAAAGAACACCUUCGGCUGCGUGAUAUGGAGGCUGACCUAGAGCGUUUUAUCCAUGAGGAUGAGGCAGCGCCUCCUGCAGCUGACCAUGCCCCAAUGGACGGUGGCUCAACACAUAUGAACAACUAUCAUUAUUACGACAAUAGCAACAACAACCCUACCACGAUGUGGCCCGUCCCUGAAUGGCAUCACGUCGAUAAUCGAGAUUAUCGCACCAUCGAAGCCCCUCAGCCUUAUAAGAAAUAUCCUAGCAACAAUGACGAGUGGGAGUGGCAUGAUAGGGAAGGGUUCCCGGCCCACGAUAAUAUACCUCUACGCCAUCACUAA
Trichoderma asperellum CBS 433.97 is the source of this 927-nucleotide messenger RNA. The record is from RefSeq and is a predicted model, not a curated record. Lineage: Eukaryota; Fungi; Ascomycota; Sordariomycetes; Hypocreales; Hypocreaceae.